Messenger RNA from Cryptomeria japonica (Japanese cedar), 1083 nucleotides. Its product is annotated as G-type lectin S-receptor-like serine/threonine-protein kinase At2g19130. Bases 1 to 1083 code for a protein of 360 amino acids. The transcript has 2 exons. NCBI's taxonomy places the organism in Eukaryota, Viridiplantae, Streptophyta, Pinopsida, Cupressales, Cupressaceae. The record is from RefSeq and is a predicted model, not a curated record. Gene Ontology annotation, molecular function: ATP binding; protein kinase activity. Gene Ontology annotation, biological process: protein phosphorylation.
AUGCAUAACUCUCCAUCAAAUAGCCGAUGGACUGUCUCCAUUCGAGUUGCUGCCUCUGCAUCUCCAAAGUUUCAUAAGCCACCGUCCUCUUCCAAAUUGAAAACCAUAAUUAUUAUGAGUGCUCUCGCUCUUGCUCUUGCUUUGAGUCUCUUUUCAUUUUUAAUGUGGCAAAAGUAUCGGCUACCACCACCAGUAGACACGUCUGUGGAUUCCCCGGACUGUUUUCUUAGAAUGUUUAGUUACAUGGAGUUGAAGAUUGCAACUAGGAAUUUCAGGUCUAAGUUGGGAAGUGGAGGAUUCGGCUCAGUGUUUAAAGGAUCUCUACCAGACGGUACACUUGUGGCCGUAAAAAAAUUGGAAGGUUCAAGACAACUUGAUAAACAAGUCCGAGCAGAAAUCGGCUCUCUUGGCAACAUACAACAUGCGAAUUUGAUCAGACUUCGGGGUUUUUGUGCAGAAGGACCUAAACGGUUACUGGUCUAUGAUUACAUGCUCAAUGGCUCCCUCAAUUCUUUACUGUUCACUAGUAAUUCAAAAAGAAAACGGAAGGUACUGGACUGGAAGACCCGAUUCCAGAUCGCUUUAGGCACUGCGCGAGGUUUAGUUCAUCUCCACGAGGAGUGUAGGGAUCGCAUCAUUCACGGCGAUUUAAAGCCCGAAAACAUUCUGCUAGACGGUAAUUUUUCACCCAAGUUGGCAGAUUUUGGGUUGGCAAAGCUUGUGGGUAGAGAUUUCAGCCGUGUACUGACAACAAUGAGAGGAACAAGAGGGUAUUUGGCUCCAGAGGGGAUUUCUGGUCUUCCCAUCAGUCCCAAGGUUGAUGUUUACAGUUUUGCAGAGGCAGAUAUUGAAGAGGUGAGAAGAGCAGGCACUGUAGGGUUGUUAUGCAUUGAAAGGGAGGAAGAGAUGAGGCCAAGCAUGGAACAAGUGGGGAAGAUGCUGGAGGGAAAGAUGGAACCUCGAACUCCGCAGAUGCCAAGCUCUGCACUCGUGGACAGACAAGCAGACCGAAGUGAGACCGACAGCUAUGCAGGUUUAAAUAAAGAACGAGCUUGCAGGCUAAGCUUGAAUGUUAUUGAAUAA